This is a messenger RNA of Amoebophrya sp. A120, 2995 nucleotides long. The record is from the annotation of a GenBank genome assembly. Lineage: Eukaryota; Dinophyceae; Syndiniales; Amoebophryaceae.
AUGGACACCUCUCCCUUCAUCCAGCAAGUGCUCGAGCGGAGCCCCUACGACCACUAUCAACUGCAAAAAUGUCUGGGUUUGGAAACUUGUGAUGCGAGAAGUGGAUGAUAGCCGGACUGCAAUACGCAGCCCAGCAUGACAAAUUUUUGAGCUGCUAUGUGUUGCGUAUUCCGCAUGAGAAACUUCGUUUUUCCAUGACAGAUAGGCGAGGCUUUUCCGAUGCCUCUAUGCAUCACAGAUUCUCGAGUCAUGUCAGACAUGCAGGACAAAUGUAAGAAUCUUCCAGACCCAGACUACAUAUUUGCAGUUCAUAACCACCACUCCGACGCAAGAGCACCAGGACAAAAAACUACAGAACCAACGUCCUCUAGUUCUUCCGCGCUCGGAGCAGGAGCUCCUUUCGGGACGACGAGGCCGCCACGACCUGCUCUCACGGUCGCGGAACGGAUGGCGCAGACGGCGCAGCUGGUCGAAGAGGUUGCGCUCACCUCCGGAAUAUUAACUGAAGAACUACCCGGGCAGCAGCUUCUAUGGAAGCGUCAGGUUUGAAAUCAACAAAGUUGAAACGAUUUGUGAUGCAUGAAAUGGAUACCAGUUGGAAGCCCAAUUUCUAGGCCGCGCAUGACAAAUUUCGAUACCGUCUAAAUCCAGUUUGUCAUGCUGGUUAGCGAAAGAAGGCGUCCUUUGUCAUGCUACGUUCGCAGCUCUAUCCCAAACCCGAAAUAGGCUCACAAUCCGCCUCAUUUGCAAUCUCUGCAAGACACUCGCUUCGUGCCUUGCAUUUUAUGCAUGACAGAUUAUUUCAACUUUGUCGAUUUCAAUCCUGACACUUCCAUAGCUUCCAGGUAGUAGUACAACAACUCGUGGUCGUGCAAUUGACGAUAGGAAGAGCAGUCACACAGGCUCCACGAGGAAAAAAGCACCUGUUAGUAGUACCCAAAGUCGAAACUUGACCCUCGCACGGGGCAGAGUCUUCCCGUUAAUAUUAGACGACCGAGCGGGUGGAUCAAUUUCACCCGCCACCCGGACGAGCCGCGCCGCGUCCUCGGGCAACGCAAAAUACGACAACUUUUCCCGGAACUACGAAUUUGACCCAGCAAGGAGAAUCCCGCAUUUGCUCCUUCCGACGAGAAAGAGGAGUAGUUCCAACAUGAUGUUGUCCAAAGGUACUAGAAAUUUCCGCACCGAUACCGAACAAGACCUGUUACAACUCCCUUCCGACCCGGACGUGUUUUUAGACCAGAAGAUUAUGCACUUCAUCCGAAAAAAGCCGACCGAGUUCCCGGUGAGUGGCAAAAUGUACGCCGCACAUUUCAAAACCGCAUAUCUGGUGAAGCAGUACGACGAUUUUUUCGAGAAAUGCAGUAGGAACGACGCGGACCUGCGGUUUUUGAAAAGGGUAAACAGCACGCAGGAGUUGGCAGAAUAUAAGUCGCCGAUUGAGAAGCACUACGCAGAAAGUAUCAUGGGGGAAAUCGCGCAGCACCGGGAAGAGGUUGCGAAACGAGGACACGCGAGCCACGGGUAAGGAACAUAUCUAUUGCAAAGAAGCGACCUUCGUGGCACUGUUGAACGAUUCUCUCUUUGUCUGAAAAUUUUUGAAAUUGGCCUCGCAUAUUAAACCCUCAACCCUAGUAAACCCUCGCAUGAUAAGUAAACCCGAAAUCCAAAAUCAGCUCCUCCACUGUCUUUCGCCCGGGUUUCAAGCCGCUUUCCCACGGCACUCACAAGUGGACUCCGGCCAAGACGGGUACUCUACCCAAAUCCCCUUCAACCAGUGGAGGAUAUUACUAUCAACUGCAAAUAUGUCUGGGUCUGGAAGAGCCUGAGUUUGUCAUGCACAUUUUGUAUAAAUCCAUGACACCUGUGAUCUAUGCUCUAGCAUCACAGAUUUAAUCUGUGGCCUUUUUGAUGCCUAUCCCGCAUGAGAAAUUCCAUCUCCGCGUAGCAAAAACUGGAACCGUCUUCCUGAUCAUGCAAGACAAACUUUUUUAGAAUCCAAAGACAGCAUCACAGGUUGUAUCCUUCCGGACCCAGACAUAUUUGCAAUGCAUAAUUACCACAAGGCGGCAACUUACCGAAGCGGGCCGGGUACCGGCUACCAGUUUUCCCCGGCGAGCUUGUUCGAGGCGGGCGGGCGGACGUUUGACAGGAUAGUAGGAUCAUCUUUCUCAUCAUCCAAACGCCACGGCCUCGACGUGCGAAAAGUGGACGGCAAUCAGAGAUUCGCGUAUUCCGAUAUAGCAGUUCCAGAUAAAGAAAGAAACAUAGCAGGAGUCCUCGACGGCCUUGACCUCGACCUUCAUCCGCAUUACCAGUCCAAGGCGCGGAAAGGUGAAAGCCUCAACUAUGGGAGUGCACAACUCCCCCUCCCCCUCAUUUGUCAUGCAAAAUGCCAAGUCCAACCUUUGCCCUGUGGCGCUCCUUGCAUGACAGAUUCCCGAAGCCGAAACAGCACUAGAACCGAUCGCGAAUUUGUAAUGCAAAGCGUGCAUCUGUGUCAGCACUUGUGUUGCUGUGCGUGCCAAUUAAAUGAGGGGGAGGGGGAGUUGCGCACUCUCAUAUCAACCCGCCGGUUUCUAAAGACUACCAGCUGGAUCGGUUUUUUGUUAUGCAUUGCAAAAGUAUCGUACUUAUCAAAUGUAAAAAUGUCUGGGUCUGGAAGAAUGCAACUUGUCAUGCUGUCUCUGCAUUCUAAAAAAAUCUGUAUUGCACGACCAGCAAGAAGGGUCCAGUUUGUGCUACAUGGAGAGGGUAUUUCUCAUGCGGGAUAGGCAUCAGAAAGCUUGCUAAAAAUCUGUGAUGCCAGGCGAUGCAUUACAGACGUCAUAUGUCAUGUAAAAUCUGCAUGACAAGUCUAGCACUCUUCCAGACCCAGACAUUUUUACAUUUGAUAGUACUCGUAUAAAUGCAUGUGUAUCAGUUCAACAGGGCCCGCGGUUCAACAAUGUACCUACCAGUUCAAUACCGCCCCGGGGCCUAAAUAUCCUAGAAC